AGAUCUAAAAAUCCAGAGCCUUCGUAAAUUUAUCUUAACGAAAUUCUCCCAUUAUAAACAUGUGACGCCAUGAAUGGAUGACGCCCAAUAACAACGCAAUAAACAAAGCAUCAUUUUAAACAAAUCAAAUUUUAAGCGAAAAAUCGUAAAAAACUCAGGAAAUCUCCCAAAAAGUACAGAUAAACCAAAGUAAAAUGGAAUAUGAACAGAUGUUAGUAGGAGAUGACGACAACUCGCCACCAACAGUAGAACGCAAAGAAAAACGAGGUCGAAAGCCCGGUCGCAAAGCUUCUGCAGAGAAGGUGGACGUUAAAGCUAAAUUGGAACGUAGCAGACAGAGUGCUCGGGAAUGUCGUGCUCGAAAAAAGUUGCGUUACCAAUAUUUGGAGGAAUUGGUGGCAGACAGAGAAAAGGCAGUGAUCGAGUUGAGACGCGAACUCGAAAAAUACACGAGCUGGAUUGCAGAUUUAGAUGCUGGUCGUGUUCCCGACGGUCUACAAGACGUACUACAGGAAGUGGGAGCCUUGAAGCACGAAUGAAUGCCAUGUUAUUUUUUUUGUUUAAACAUUUCUUUUGAAUUACUAAGUUGAGUGGAGUGAAAUAAAAAUUAAAUAUUAUAUUUAUGA
Molecule: messenger RNA, 626 nt
Organism: Culicoides brevitarsis
Lineage: Eukaryota; Metazoa; Arthropoda; Insecta; Diptera; Ceratopogonidae
Gene: REPTOR-BP
Product: REPTOR-binding partner
Exons: 2
Coding region: 195-539 (114 amino acids)
Biological process (GO): regulation of DNA-templated transcription
Cellular component (GO): nucleus
Molecular function (GO): DNA-binding transcription factor activity
Source: RefSeq, a predicted model, not a curated record